AUAGCGCACAACAUUAAAAUCACAACACUAUAUGUAACAUGCAACAAUUUAUAAAAGGUUUAACCACCCGUCCCACUGUCUAACAUACUGACUUUAUUCACUUUGUGACAUAAACACGCAAUCAGUGGUCUUUUGGCUUUACAUUUUAUUACAGUAUAUUGUUUUGCGAGGAGAGUGUAUUUUAUACAUUUUUGUUUGCUGCCUAAAUGAUGAGUGUACAGUUAAGGCUUUCAAGCUUCAUUACAGCUAUUUGCUUUGAAAGAGGACGCACAUUGUGUUUGUGUGAGUGUGUAUUUUUGUUUGUGUAUGAAGAAGGGGUGGAGGUUGUCUAGCUGGCACAUGCGUGCAGCUGUUGUCCUCUCCCAGCUGGAAGCUCUGUAAAUGCAGAACAGAGGUUGUGCACAGACUUCAGACGGACAGAGACGAAUGGGCUGAAUGCAAAGCAACGCUCGAGCAAUCCUUGGACACGUGCAAAAGUUCAAAUGUAACACAUCUACAAUACGCCCCAGCUGACACCAUGGAUGAAGCUGUGUGGAGGUUUCCUCAUGCCUCUCCGAGAGAUCUGCAGUAGGAUGCAGAUCUGUGUCUCCAUCUGGACGCUCCCACAGAUGACUUCCCACCUCUGCUUACUCAUCCUGUCCAGCUUUGCUGUCUCCUCUGAACUGGGUUUGGAGGAUGUUUUCUUCAGUCCGCAGGUCCAGACGGUCAGAGAAGGAGAGGGAGUUUUCUUCCAGUGUGUGUCAGGAGAAAGUUCUCCUCCUGCCAGCAUCACCUGGCUCAAAGACGGGACAUUAGUCACAAAAGGGAGACACAUUCAGGGGGAAUAUGGAGGUGGUAAUCAGAAGAAGACCUCAGGCACUCUGCAUAUUUUCAACGUCACAUUAGAGGAUGAAGGGAUAUACAUUUGUGUAACGCACAAUCCUUUACUGAACAUCAGCAAGAAGAGCAAGCCGGCUCAACUAACUGUGCAGGGGGUCCCUAGAAGGCUGCAGUUCAUCCACGGCCCAGACAGCAUCACCGUUGUUAUGGGAACAGAGGUCUCCAUGCACUGCGCUGUCCGCGGCUUCCCUGUUCCCAUGGUGCACUGGUUCAAAGACGGCUGCCUCCUGUCCAACUGCUCGUCCUCGUUCAGCCUGCAGAACAAUGGACAGCUGCUCACAUUCAGUAACGUGACACGGGAGCACGAGGGCUCGUAUCACUGUGAAGUGUCAAACCACAAAGAGACCAUCAAGUCGCAGCCUGCCUUCCUGCUGACCGCCGAUAUGGAAUGGAGUUUCGUCCAGCAGCCUGUAAACCAGACGGUGAAGAGGGGAGAAAAUGUUACAGUCACCUGCAGACCCCCAUACAGCCGACCAGCAGCACAGGUGGCUUGGUUCAAAAACAGCCAGCUUCUCUCUCCCAAAGGCCAUCAGACCAUGCUGCCCAGUGGAGACCUCUUCUUCUACAGUGUCCAGGAGGAUGACAGUGGGAGCUACUUCUGCAGAGCCUCCAACAUCCACCUUCAAAGAUUUCUCACCUCCAGAAGAGCGACCCUGUCUGUGCUGGCCCCUCCAUCAGUGAAACUGCGCCCCCAGGUGUUGACGGUGCCUAUGGGGGCUCGCGUGGUGCUGGAGUGUGAGGUGUCCGGUCAUCCUCCACCCUCCAUCAGCUGGGUGAAGAGAGGCCACUCCAAGCAGACUGGAGGGAAAAUCGUUUUUGGAUUGAGAAAUGCCACACUGUACAUCAAUUCAGCGCGGAACUACGAUGAAGGAGCGUAUGUGUGCGAGGCCUCCAACACUCUGGGCCACAGCCGCAACACAGCAAUGCUGAAAGUGGCUGUGAGUCCCAUCAUAGUGACCUUCGUAGAUCGGGUGAGCUGCAGGAUCGGGGAGGCAGUGGACCUGCCCUGCAUGGCUGUUGGGCUUCAGCCUAUCAAAUACAGCUGGACCCAGGGCAGAGCAGAGACAUAUUCAGCCAUCAGCCCCACUGAGGACAGACACAUUGAUGAAGAUGGAACUCUGCAUAUUUUAAAUGUGCAGUAUUCUGACUUCGGGGAAUAUUUCUGUACUGCUGAGAACCGAGCCGGACGACAUCAGAGACGCAGCAUCCUCGCUGUCACAGCUGAACAUCGUCCAGCUGAUAGAGGCAAACAGACAAGACUGGUUUUGUCUGCUAGCACCAAAACAAGCAAAGACCUGCCAGUGUCCCAAUCCAGUGACUCUAUGGCUGAGCAACAUCUUGGGACAACCCAUAAUCCACAUGUGCAGGCACAGCAACAUGAGGCCGCAUGCUCCUUACCCCACUGUGAUGCUACAACAAACAGAGCACCUUCUUCGCCUCCACUCUUAAAGGGAGCAGUGGCCGAGCUAAAGAUGCCAUCCCGACCACUUGGCUGGUUUUUACAGCACAACCCAAAUCAUCCAACAACCAGUCCAACUCAGUCGUUAGUCACACAGAUGCAGCCUCCUAUGUUGCUACCCCCUCCACAUCCCAAAUUCCAGUCAGUAGAUAUCUACUCACCCCUGCAGCAUACUAGAGCUCCUCUUAUGAUUUCAAAAAGUGAACCACCGAUAACACUCAGCCAGACAUCAGUUGCCGCCAACAAAGCUUUGGGUACAACCUUGACAUAUCUACUUACUGAAAGUCAGUUCCAUUUGAGAGUAACAUCACCACAUACACAAUUUCAGCAGCAAGUCAGUGACGAAUUGUUGAUAAAACCUGAUCCUCAGGGCUCUAACAUCCAUGCUGUGUCUGUAGCCAGUCAUAUCAUACAGCCCUUUACUGAGACGUCCAACCUUUCAUUGGGUGAACCCUUUGGCUUUCUCAAAAAGGAUUCAUAUUCAUCGACUACAACAGAGAGUCCUGUAACCCCAGCUAAGAUGACCAAUUCUGGUUCAGUUACUCAGUCUUCUGCUUCAAAAGCUGAGUUGCGCCAAACAAAAACACACAAACUGACUACCAAAAGUAAAAUAUACUCACUCUACCAUGAGCCAACUUCAACUCACAUUUCUCAAACCAAACCCCAGCGCCACAGUCUACUUUUACACCAGAAAACAGAUCUGCAGCCAUCACCAGCCAUCUCACAAAUAUCUGAAUCCGACACACGGCAAACAUUUACUCCAAGUCUUUUUACGAAGUACCAUCUUGAGCUAUGGACUAUCCCACAUUAUCUGCCUGCCUCACAACCUCCAACUUCUCCGUUCACAAAGCCUCAACAGAACCCAAUUCACACUCAGUCAACUUCAACCAUGUCUCUGCUUGCUCAUUCGUCUCCAACACAACAUCCACUGCUCCACUCACAAUCUCCUCUGGCACAGACUGAAACUUUUACACUCCAAAACAAAAACCACACUUCAAUCUCAACCAUCCAUCAAACCUCAGAUCCUUCAACGCUGGAAACUAAGAUUCCUGUUGUCCAUCAGGUCAACAUGUCUGACCAGGUACAGCUGAAUACCAGCCAGCAAGGUGACCCAGUUCAGUCAACUAAAUCUGGCAAUAACUCAGAACUUACAGAGUGGCUGAAGAGGAACACCUCCCAAUCACCUAUGACCAGCAAUGACCCCAGAGUAACACAGCAGUCUCCAUCAUGGCUGCCAGUGCUGGAGAAACAUGACAUCCCCAUUGUGGUGGGAGUGGGUGUAUCUCUGGCCUUCAUCUUCAUCACUGUUACCUUCUAUGCAGUGGUCCAGAAGAAUGAAGCUGCACCAACCGUCCGAGCAGGUCAGGGAUCCUCAGAUGCCUCAAAUGUCAGCACACCUAAUUCACAUUCUGAUCAUGCUCAGAGGAAUCUAGGUAUCCCCAUAAGACACACUGAAUGUCGUGCUGAAGGACGUUCGUAUGAAAACAGAGCUUUUGAAGAUGAUGACUGUGUGACAGUGAUUGAGCAGAGCCCUAACACAUCAGACACCCGAGCCCUUCCUCCAGGCCUGAGCCUGGUCACGGUGAAGAUGGAGCCUACAUUUGAGGAUCUUCAGGAGGACACACAGCCUGCCCUGGAUGAUUACUCAGUCACUGUAGAAACUUACCCUGAGCCCAUUCUCGACACAAAGAUUGAUCCCUCUCUGGAGGAGGAGAAGCGCAGCAGUUUGUCCCAGCCCAGCAUCCAGCUGCAGUGUGCUGAGGACUGGACCAGUAGCAGAGGAGAUAACCGCUGCAGCCCAUGCCACAAUGUCCUGCCUCCCCCAUCAUCUUUACCCUCCCAUUCACCUUCCCCCUCUCCACCAUCAAGGCAUCAGGAGGGCCUGCGCUCCUCAUUAACCCUUCAAAGUGCUGAGGCAGGUGGAGCGCCCAUCCACCACAGCCUCAGCAUCUCACAUGGCAACCAUCCCCUGCUUCUUUCUCACCAAGUCUCCCUGGGCCUCACUACAGUGGCAGUAGAUGUCCAUUUUUACCCAGCAGCCACUGCUUCCGUGGCAGUAGGCACUAGCACUCAUAUCAAUUCAGUCUCAAACUCCACUUCAGUGGCUGCACCACCACUGUUCACUUCUCCGUUUGUAAGCAGUCAGGAGAAUGACCAAACAGCUGCCAGAAUUCAGCAGUUUAAGUAGCAAUUACAACUUAGAAAAUACUUUUCUCUUGUUCAAGAGGAGUUUACAGGACCCAGGAGGUGCAUAGCUAUGUUUAGCAAAAAGACUGGAUGCUACAAAAAAAAACCUACCACUCUGUCAGGGUUUAUAAUGCACUUACCAACCCAUAUUAAAACAUGAUGCAACUCCUUUGUUGGAUGUGUUCAACUAAGCGAGUAAGGGAGUCAUAGCUUCACAAUUUAUUGUGCAAAAAUGUAUUUAUGUUUAUCCAUUAACCUGACAAAUCUGUACAGUGCCUCUACUGCUCCUGACUGUUUACCAAGAGAUGUGUUAAGAUUGCAAAAUCCUCUAUUAAAAAAACCAGUGCUUGUUUUCUGUUUUUGUACAGAUUAAGUUCAAAUCUGGAUCCAUCAUGUCACGUUCUUACCACUAGCUGUUUUCUACCUGCCUUUAGUCUUUAUGCUUACUGGCUCCCGGCUUUAGCUUUAGGCUAGUGGUAUGAAUUUUCUCAUCUAACUGAAAUGUUUCUCAAAAUGUUAAACUCUUCCUAGUCUAACUAGUAUAACAUUGUCUGUAUAGACAUUUGAAUAUUUCUGUAAAUAUGUUUUUCAUAUCUUUAGCACAGCACCUUCUGCUUUACUCCUGUGGUUACAAUAUGUAUUAUGGGACUGUGGAGCAGGUGACUUCUGAAAACAGCUACUAGUUGCUUUUAUUUUACUGCUGAAACAUGAAGGAGAAAAAUCUCAAUGUUAAGUAAUGAUUUUAAUAUUAGCUGUGUAGGAAUCACAUGUUUUAUUCUGAUUUAUAGAGGGUUAUUGGUUAUGGUUUACAAACAGUAAGGCCUAAAUGUGUGUACAGUAUUGACUUAUUCAGUGAAACAGCCAAGGAUACUUUGUUACAAAAUAUAUGUUUCUUGUUUCAGUGACCUGCUUAUUUUUCUUUUAUCAAACUACUUGACUGUUAAGACCUUUUUGAAACCAAAGCAGCAUGGGGCUGUAUCAAUAAACAUUUAAAAUAUACAA
Messenger RNA from Gymnodraco acuticeps, 5527 nucleotides. RefSeq lists its product as uncharacterized. NCBI's taxonomy places the organism in Eukaryota, Metazoa, Chordata, Actinopteri, Perciformes, Bathydraconidae. The record is from RefSeq and is a predicted model, not a curated record. The transcript is spliced from 19 exons. Gene Ontology annotation, biological process: axon guidance; homophilic cell-cell adhesion; dendrite self-avoidance. The coding region runs from base 522 to 4526 and encodes 1334 amino acids. Gene Ontology annotation, cellular component: axon; plasma membrane. Gene Ontology annotation, molecular function: cell-cell adhesion mediator activity.